This is a messenger RNA of Chinchilla lanigera (long-tailed chinchilla), 3823 nucleotides long. RefSeq names its product cyclin and CBS domain divalent metal cation transport mediator 1 (gene Cnnm1). Gene Ontology annotation, molecular function: transmembrane transporter activity. Bases 76 to 2979 code for a protein of 967 amino acids. The record is from RefSeq and is a predicted model, not a curated record. Gene Ontology annotation, biological process: magnesium ion homeostasis; transport. Lineage: Eukaryota; Metazoa; Chordata; Mammalia; Rodentia; Chinchillidae. Gene Ontology annotation, cellular component: plasma membrane. The transcript has 12 exons.
UGUCCCCGCUCCAGCUCCUCCUCCCGCUCUCGCUCGGCUCUCUGCAGUGUCACGUGCAGCCGCGCUGGGUGCAGGAUGGCGGCGGCGGCGGCGGUGGGUGUCAGGCUGCGGGACUGCUGCAGCCGGGGCGCUGUGCUCCUGCUUUUCUUUUCUCUGUCUCCCCGACCCCCGGCCGCCGCUGCCUGGCUGCUGGGUCUGAGGCCGGAAGACACGGCUGGAGGCCGCGUGUCCCUAGAGGGAGGCACCCUGCGCGCGGCCGAAGGCACCAGCUUCCUCCUACGCGUUUAUUUCCAGCCUGGGCCCCCGGCCCCCGCCGCGCCGGCGCCCGCACCCACCGUCUCCCCGGGGGAAAACAGCACCGGCGCCUGGGCCCCGCGGCUAGUGUUUAUCGAGGAGCCCCCAGGCGGGAGCGGCGCGGCGACCAGCGCGCUCCCCACGCACGCCCCGGGACCUCAGCGCUGCCGCGAGCAGAGCGACUGGGCGUCCGACGUGGAGGUGCUGGGGCCCUUGCGCCCCGGGGGCGUGGCGGGCUCGGCCUUGGUGCAGGUGCGGGUGCGAGAGCUGCGCAAGGGCGAGGCGGAGCGCGGUGGGGCGGGCGGCGGGAAGCUCUUCUCGCUGUGCGCCUGGGAUGGGCGCGCUUGGCACCACCACGGUGCCGCGGGCGGCUUCCUGCUGCGCGUCCGCCCGCGGCUCUACGGCCCGGGUGGGGACCUGCUGCCGCCCGCGUGGCUGCGGGCGCUCGGGGCGCUCCUGCUGCUGGCCCUGUCCGCCCUGUUCAGCGGCCUGCGCCUGAGCCUGCUCUCGCUGGACCCGGUGGAGUUACGGGUGCUGCGGAACAGUGGCUCGGCCGCCGAGCAGGAGCAGGCACGCCGCGUGCAGGCCGUACGCGGCAGGGGGACCCAUCUGCUUUGCACCCUGCUCCUGGGCCAAGCCGGAGCCAACGCCGCCCUGGCCGGCUGGCUGUGCGCUUCACUGCCGCCGGGCGUCGGGGGCCCCGGGGAGGACUACAGCGAGGCGGGGGUUCAUUUCCCGUGGCUGCCGGCGCUCGUGUGCACCGGCGCAGUGUUCCUGGGAGCCGAGAUUUGCCCCUACUCGGUGUGCUCGCGGCAUGGGCUGGCCAUCGCCUCGCACAGUGUGUGCCUGACCAGGCUCCUGAUGGCGGCCGCCUUCCCGGUGUGCUACCCGCUGGGGCGCCUGCUGGACUGGGCGCUACGUCAGGAGAUCAGCACCUUCUACACGCGGGAGAAACUGCUGGAGACGCUGCGGGCUGCAGACCCCUAUAGUGACCUGGUGAAGGAAGAGCUGAACAUCAUCCAGGGCGCCCUGGAGCUGCGCACCAAGGUGGUAGAGGAGGUGCUGACCCCCCUGGGGGACUGCUUCAUGCUGCGUUCAGACGCGGUGCUCGACUUCGCCACUGUCUCCGAGAUCCUUCGCAGCGGCUACACUCGCAUCCCGGUGUACGAGGGCGACCAGAGGCACAACAUUGUGGACAUUCUGUUUGUCAAAGACUUGGCCUUUGUGGACCCCGACGACUGCACCCCGCUCCUUACCGUCACUCGCUUCUACAACCGGCCCCUACACUGCGUCUUCAAUGAUACCCGGCUGGACACAGUGCUGGAGGAGUUUAAAAAGGGAAAAUCUCACCUGGCCAUUGUCCAGCGGGUGAAUAAUGAGGGAGAAGGAGAUCCUUUCUAUGAGGUAAUGGGCAUUGUCACACUAGAAGACAUCAUAGAGGAAAUCAUCAAGUCAGAGAUCCUGGAUGAAACUGAUCUCUACACCGACAAUCGGAAAAAGCAAAGGGUCCCGCAUCGAGAGAGAAAGCGGCAUGACUUCUCCUUAUUUAAGCUUUCCGACUCAGAGAUCAAAGUGAAGAUCUCACCACAGCUUCUGCUGGCCACACACCGCUUCAUGGCCACAGAAGUGGAACCCUUCAAGUCUCACUACCUUUCGGAGAAGAUUCUUCUUCGGCUUCUAAAACAUCCCAACGUGAUCCAGGAGCUGAAGUUUGAUGAGAAGAACAAGAAGGCCCCGGAACACUACCUCUACCAGCGCAACCGCCCGGUGGACUAUUUUGUGCUGCUUCUACAGGGUAAAGUGGAGGUGGAAGUGGGUAAGGAAGGCCUUCGCUUCGAGAAUGGAGCCUUUACCUACUAUGGUGUCCCAGCCAUCAUGACUACUGCUUGCUCAGAUAAUGACGUGCGGAAGGUUGGAAGUCUGGCUGGAUCCUCCGUCUUUCUGCCUGUCUCUGUGUCACGUACCUUCGCCUUCAGCAGAGGGGACUCUCUGGCAGGCUCCCCAGUAAACCGAUCCCCUUCUCGCUGCAGCGGGUUGAAUCGCUCUGAGUCUCCGAAUAGAGAGCGCAGUGACUUUGGUGGGAGCAACACGCAGCUGUACAGCAGCAGCAACAACCUCUACACACCUGACUACUCAGUCCACAUCCUCAGCGAUGUGCAGUUCGUGAAGAUUACCCGACAGCAAUACCAGAAUGCCCUCACCGCCUGCCACAUGGACAGCUCGCCCCAGUCCCCCGACAUGGAGGCCUGCACUGACGGAGACUCCACCAAGGCCCCCACGACCCGGGGCACACCCCAGACUCCCAAGGAUGAUGCUGCCCUCACGCUACUGAACAACAGGACCAGCCUGCCGUGCAGCCGCUCAGAUGGUCUGAGAAGCCCUGGGGAGGUGGUGUAUCUGAGAAUGGAGGAGAUAGCCUUCACCCGGGAAGAAGUGACCGACUUCGAGGAGCACAGGACACAGAAAGUCUUGCUGUCCCCUGCAGCUGUUCCCACAACAGCAGCAUCAGAUAAUGAGUGCUGUAAUAUCACCCUGGACCCAGAGACCAGCCCUUGCAGCAGUGACUUUGAGGAAACCAUGGGCAAGAAGCUGCUGAGAACCUUGAGUGGUCGAAAAAGGAAGAGGUCAGCAGAGGGAGAGAGAACCUCUGAGGAAAACUCCAACUUAACACCUCUGAUCACAUGACAGGCAAAGACAACAUUCACGAGUGUGCGAGAUCCAGGGCUUUGGGGAAGGCCCUGCCCUCCCAUCAUCUGCUUGCCCCCAAGGCCUCCCCCGGGUGACAGCGUUCUGCCUUCCUUCCCACCGUCUCAACCCCAGCUGUCAGUUUGGCAGAUUUUCCCUCGUUGCCUCCAGUUUGACUCAGAACCUUGCCAUGGCCAUAACAGAAGAAGGUGCCUGUAACAGAAAUGCUAGCAACGGUCUUGUCCAUAGCACAGUCUGAAACUGGAAAAGAGGUAACCCCAAGCUGACAGUGCCACUCGGAGACCCUUAUGUUCUUUGCGCUUUGGGAUCCCACGUCCUAGGAGACCCAUGUCCUGGAAUUCACCAUUCCUUCCUCAAGAUGAAAAUUAUAACUUUGUACCAUAUUUCAUGCUUAGCUUAGUUCAGAAGGUGCCACUGGAAGAUGGGCACAUAGCAGGCUGGAGUAGCAGGUAUAAAGAUUAGUUCGGACGGACCAAGAAUUCCUCCAGAACUCUGGCGCAUGGGACUCAGCUGCACUGCUCUGUGAUUGAUGUUACAGCACAGAGAAGUGUCAGUGACUGGUUUCCUGUGAGAUAAGAGUUUCAGCGGCCUGGGGAAGCACACCUCAGCUGGAAUGAAAAGAAUGUGAGGUGGAACCUCAACUCACUGUUUUUCCCAGGGACGUCUGUUUUGGCUCCCAAUCCGCAGUCUCUAACGGACUAAUAAAUCUGUUCUGGAACAGGAGCAGGGAGCAGGGAGCAGAGAGACCCAGUUGGGAGCCAAAGAUGGAUCUUCAGGUUUUAAGUGCAUAUCAUAGGAAAAAAAAAAAAAAAAAAAAAAACAA